This is a messenger RNA of Lasiosphaeria miniovina, 708 nucleotides long. RefSeq lists its product as uncharacterized. The transcript is spliced from 3 exons. Gene Ontology annotation, biological process: carbohydrate metabolic process. Lineage: Eukaryota; Fungi; Ascomycota; Sordariomycetes; Sordariales; Lasiosphaeriaceae. The record is from RefSeq and is a predicted model, not a curated record. Gene Ontology annotation, cellular component: extracellular region. Gene Ontology annotation, molecular function: chitinase activity. Bases 1 to 708 code for a protein of 235 amino acids.
AUGUUGCUUCCUGCUGCGAAUACCAAGGGAGAGGUAGGCGGAGCACCACUACCAGUCACUAUUCCAGCACCACUCAGCACGUCUGCCAGACUGCUCGCCUCUCAAGUCUCUUCCCUGCUAGCCCCUGUUCCCAGAUCCCCUCAGCUCUUGGCAGUAUCGUCUCUGAAGUUCUCGGCCCACUGCCAACAGCUAUCGGGGGGGGGCGUUGUCUCCCGGGUUGUCAGCCCGCUUCCGCCAUCCGUCUCCUUGGUCAACCUCGGCCCGUUGCCGAAGGUCUCGAUUCCAAACGUAAUACCGACUGCCAUCGCCAACCUAAUUAGCGCCUUGACAUCGUACUUCUUCAACCCCCGGGCCGGGGCGAACCUAGCAGUUUACUUCAGCCAGUCAGGCGCCACAGCCACCGCAAGCCUGGUUGCGCAGUGCGCGGAUCCGAACGUCGAUAUCAUGGUCCUGGGUUUCCUGACAUCCAUUUCCUACAGAGGCAGCAGCUUCCCGCAAAUACAGCUCAGCCCGGCGCUGUCCGGCACCCAGACGCCACUGAUGUCGUUCCUCGCGCCAGGCCUCGCUUACUAUGCCACCCUUGAGUCUGAGACCAAAGCGUGCCAGGCCUGGUACGGCAAGAAGGUGCUGCUGAGUCUUGGAGGUGCCGGCUCGAACCUCGGCCUCAGUUCCGACGCCGAAUCUCUCAACUUCGCCAACACGCUCUAG